UGGGUGGUGGCAGGUUGUGAGCGGGUCUACGGGACCGAGGAGGGCGGACCAGGUUAUGGGCGCGGAGUCCCAGGACCUAGAGUUCGUGUUACCAUGUGUCCAUACUUCGAGCUGAGGGGAUUGCGAUCACAUAGACUCUGAUAGCGUUUUCUCCUGCUCUUUUCCUCCUCCGUGGUGCUGUGUUCCGGUGUUGGAUGCCAUGGAAGGGACGCUGGGGAGAUGCAGAGCAUUGUCCAGGCUGGCCACCUGCAGCCCCCAGCUCUCCACAUCCUAUCACCGUCGGUAUCACCACUGUGCCAUGGGGAGAGGGCAGCGCCUGCUACUGUCCCACAUGUUCCAGCCACAGAACCUGCGGGAAGACCAGGUGCUGUCCCUGGAAGGCAGGCUUGGCAACCUGACCUGUAAGAGCCAGCGGCUGAUGCUGCAGGUGGGUUUGAUUCUCCCAGCAAGCCCUGGCUGUUACCACCUCCUGCCCUAUACAGUCCGUGCCAUGGAGAAGCUGGUGCGGAUGAUAGACCAGGAGAUGCAGGCUAUUGGAGGCCAGAAAAUCAACAUGCCCAGCCUCAGCCCAGCUGAGCUCUGGCAAGCCACCAGCCGCUGGCAGUUGAUGGGCAAGGAGCUGCUGAGGAUUAGAGACAGGCACGGCAAGGAAUACUGCUUAGGACCAACUCACGAGGAAGCUGUUACGGCCCUGGUCGCCUCCCAGAAGAACCUGUCCUAUAAACAGCUUCCGUUCCUGCUAUACCAGGUGACAAGGAAGUUUCGGGAUGAGCCCAGGCCCCGCUUUGGUCUUCUCCGUGGCCGAGAAUUUUACAUGAAGGAUAUGUACACCUUCGACGCCUCCCCAGAGGCUGCCCAGCAGACCUACAGCCUGGUGUGUGAUGCCUACUGCAGCCUCUUUCAUAGGUUGGGGCUGCAGUUUAUCAAGGCUCAGGCAGAUGUGGGCAGCAUCGGGGGCACCAUGUCUCAUGAGUUCCAGCUGCCAGUGGAUAUUGGGGAGGACCGGCUUGUCAUCUGUCCCAACUGCAGUUUCUCAGCUAAUAUGGAGACUCUAGACUCACUACAGACAAACUGCCCUGCCUGCCAGGGCCCUCUGACCGAAACCAAAGGCAUUGAAGUAGGGCACACAUUCUACCUAGGUACCAAGUACUCCUCCAUUUUCAAUGCCCAGUUUGCCAACAUCCAUGGUGAAUUGUCCCUGGCUCAAAUGGGGUGCUAUGGGCUGGGUGUGACACGGAUCUUGGCUGCUGCCAUUGAAGUUCUCUCUACAGAAGACUGCAUCCGCUGGCCCAGCCUUCUUGCCCCUUACCAAGUCUGCCUCAUCCCUCCUAAGAAGGGCAGCAAGGAGGCAGUGGCCACGGAGCUGAUGGAGCACCUGCAUGAUCACAUCAUAGAAGGGGCCUCUCAGCUUCGAGGGGAGGUUCUGCUGGAUGACCGGACCCAUCUGACCAUUGGAAACAGACUGAAAGACGCCAACAAAUUUGGCUACCCCUUUGUGGUAAUCGCUGGCAAGAGGGCCCUGGAGGAUCCUGCGCAUUUUGAGGUUUGGUGCCAGAACACUGGUGAGGUGGUCUUCCUCACCAAAGAAGGAGUCCUGGAACUCCUGGCCCAAGUUCACGUUGUCUGAGUGCCCUGUGCUGUCGCUAACACUGCAUUUCCUACCCCUUCCCUGGGCAUUGCUGCAGAAACAGUAGCUCAUGAAGGUUACACCAUCAUAGCGGAACCAAUUUUUAUCCACUCAUUUGCUCAUAUUAUUUGUAUUUAAGAUCAUUAACCUGAUCACUUUCUCCAGGCUCCCCAUGCUGCCAUAUGCGAGUCCUUUGUGGAAGCUUCUUUCAGGAGUCUGAAGCAAGAAAGAGACUGAGUUCUAAUCUUGGCCCUUGGGCAAGUCACGUCCCCUCUCAGGUGAGUUCCUCAUGUGUUGGACAGGAAUGGCUGACGGCCAGGGCUCCCCUCACCGCACCCAUCCUGCCAAAGUCUACCAUGAGCCUUGUUCAGGGAGCAGGGCUGCCAGCGCUCCCCACCAAGAAGUUAAGAAUCAGGAGAUCUGCUGCCCUGCUGCAGGCUCAGUUUCCCUAUCUGUAACCCAAGAGAAUAUAACUAGAUUUGUGAAGUCCUCACAGCUCCCUGCAAAGCUAAUAGAAUGGCCUGGUGGCCUAAAAAGUGCCUCCAGAGUCCCGGCCCUACUGAGGUAGCUGAAAUGUUGACAUCAUGUUCUGUUGAUUAAAUAAAGUCAAACUGUUGGAAUGAGCCUUUCAUGUUAAUUCGAAACAUGAAAUAUUGACUAUUUUAACAGCACCCAAUGACUUACUGCUUUUUCAUUCUGUUUCUGCUAUUUUGACACAAAAAAAGGAGCAGGGCAGGUGGAAAAUUGUUUCAAACCAUUUCUCCUCACAAGUAUUGGGCAGCGGGCUUCCACCCACAGUAACCUUGUCCUGGGUGCAGAAUUGGAUCCCAGAGCCACACUGGGGGAAUCUGUCUGUGAAUUUUGUGGGAAGCUGGCAGCUAGCCUGAGCUACCACCACAAUGCUCCCUAUUUUAGUUCUGUCUGCUAACUUAGGAACAUAACCCACAAGUCCACCCUAACAGGAAUCUGUCAAGGCCAAGCCAAAGCCACCUGAAACCCUGCCUGACAACUCCUAGAAUUGAUUCUUCCCUCAGUGCCUCUCACAGCACUGAUCACACUGCUGCUCGUUCUGCAGUCACAGAGUCCGGGGUCUUGUCUAUCUUUGUGAACUCAAGGCCAGGGCCCUGAGCACAUUCCCAGGGCACCACAAGACCUGUCUUGAACAACUACCCCACCUGUGACACACCUGACAGCUGUUCCUGCCCCUGAUGUGAUGCUAGAGCACCCCCACCCCCAGCACACCCCAUCGGCUUUCUUAAGUGAAUGUAUCUAUCAACCCUGCAGGGCUCCCAGGACUCCUUUUGGAGCUCCAGAUCCCAUUGAGUCCUUCAGAUUCUCAGGCCAGAGAGCAAACUUAUGCCAGAUCACCAGGGGCAGGGGUUUGACCUUACUGCGUGGUGGAAUCACCUGGGUUCUCCACAGAGACUCUGGUCCCAUGGAUGUGGGGUAUGAGGGAGGGUUCCUGGUAUGAGAGCCGCUGCCUUGACUCACUUUGUUGUUGGGCAUUUCCUUGGGUGGUCUUAAGUGGGAUGUUUACAGACUAAUGCCAGCUCUCUCUGCUUUUAAAGGUUUAGUUGUUGGGGGCUGUCAUGUACCACUGUGCUGCAAGGCAUUCUUACAUACUGUGUCCAGUCCUUGAAAUCAUGCACGCCAAGUGCUGCCAUUUUAUAGAUAAAGACACCUGAGGCUCCCACUAAGCAACUGACUCAAAGACGCUCUGCUGAUAAAGAGCCAGAAUCUGGGCAUGGGCCAAAUCUGGCUUUCCCCGCUACACUGCUUAGCCUUAGAAUUCAUGCAAAUGAUCAUUUAAUCUUUUUUUUUCUUUUACCUUUAAAUGUGUACUCAAUAUAUUUAUAGAAGGCUAGCCCAAUGACACUUUAAAAAACCAGAUGCCAGGAACAGAAAUCCAUUUCAUUUAAAACUCCAUAAAUGUGUGUGUCCUGGGCUAACGUGAUGAUGUAGAAUCCUGGAACUUGAGAACAGAGAACUUGGAGCAAGCUUCUCCAGCACUGGAUCACAGAGGGGAAGCAGCCUGGGGCAGGCGGGUACUACCACUCUCUUACCAUCUGAUUGGUGAAGGUCAAGUGGGCACCACUGCCUGCUGAUCAGCCCUGCUACAGGAAGAAAAUGGGCUGGCACAGCCUUCAGGAUGCCAGUGCCCCAGAAACUGCUGAAAUUGGUACCUGUCCCUCUUAAUUUUAUAACAUGAGACAACACAGGAGAACAGUGAUUUACCCAAGGUCAGGCUGAAUGAAACUUGAGUGUCCCGAUCAUAAAGCUAGGGUUUCUUCAAGUAGCCAGGAGCAGUGUUGUUUGGGGGAAGCUUAGAGCCUUGAAGAGACAUAAUCAACAAUCCUAGAUUUACUGUUUACAGGGGACGUAACUGGAGACACUGCUUGUCCUCUGCGCAUCUCAGAUUCUUCCCUGGUCAAUGCUUGUGCUAAUGGUGCCUGCCUUGUAGGGUGGUCUGGGCUGACAGAGCUCACUUAUGUGACAUGCUUGACCCUGCAACUGCACUUUCCUCCAGGAACUUAGGCAUUGCUGUAAACUUUGUUAUCUCGAGACCUGGAUCUUGUUUUCUUGAUAGGAUGAUUUAUAGCCUUCCUGGGAAAACCAUGAGCAAGAAUUAGGGAAUACCCACAGAAUGGAUUCAUCUCAGAGGAAAGAGAAAUAUUCAGUGUACCUUACUUUCUCAUUUCUGAACUUGCCGAUUUUACCUCUUGCCAUAAAUUCAUGAAAUGGGGAUGCUGGCAAAAUAACAGGUACAGGCCAUAUUCUCAUUGCUCGUUCCUUGGGGAGACAUAGGCAACUGGCUGGGAUAUAGCAGAAUUAAUACUUGGGGACAAAGACUGGUGCCUAACAAACUCAUCAUGUAAACCAAGCUGAGAAUGUAAAUCAAGGGCUCCAUUAAUAUUCUGUUUUAAUGGAAGAAACACCUGCUGGGCUAUCAAUAAAAGAAAGAACU
This is a messenger RNA of Fukomys damarensis (Damara mole-rat), 4592 nucleotides long. RefSeq names its product prolyl-tRNA synthetase 2, mitochondrial (gene Pars2). Gene Ontology annotation, cellular component: mitochondrion; cytoplasm. Gene Ontology annotation, biological process: prolyl-tRNA aminoacylation. Gene Ontology annotation, molecular function: ATP binding; proline-tRNA ligase activity. The record is from RefSeq and is a predicted model, not a curated record. The transcript has 2 exons. Bases 200 to 1627 code for a protein of 475 amino acids. NCBI's taxonomy places the organism in Eukaryota, Metazoa, Chordata, Mammalia, Rodentia, Bathyergidae.